GAUCCGGCGGGAGGGGGGAGGGGCGGGAUUUCCUGCGGGAGGCGCUGAGCCGGCGGUGGCAAAGGAGGAGAAAGGGGGCAGGGGCGCCGCGGGAGCCAGCGUCCCGAGUGCCAGGGGCCGAGCGGGGCCAGCCGGACCCCCGGCGGGGCGGCGGGGGAGAGGCUCCGGCCCGGCUGUCGGCAGAGGCUCCGCACCAUUUCCCGACCCCGAGACGGGCCACCGCUGCAGCCUGAGGCCCGAGGGAAUGCGCUCCAGGUGGGCACUGGUGCUCCCAAGCCAAGCCGGGAAGAUUGGCGCGCCCAGUCCCAGCCCUUCCUGGGGCCGUCGGAAGCUGCAAGCUGAUAUCUGUCCAGAUUCCCACAAAGCCUCCACCCCCUCGGAGACCGGCUUUCCUGCCUGUGGCGGCAGCUCCGGGAGCACCUGGCGGGAGUAUCCGUCCCUGCUGGGGACACCAGACGCGCUGCCCUCCACGGCCAUGGCCACCUGACGCCUCACCUCGGACCAGUUUCCCUGCCUCUGCCCUGGACCCCCAAGGCCGGAGCCGGAAUGGGUCGUGAACAGGACUUGAUCCUCGCAGUCAAGAACGGAGAUGUGACUGGCGUUCAGAAACUGGUGGCCAAGGUCAAGGCCACAAAGACGAAGCUCCUCGGCUCCACGAAGAGGCUCAAUGUCAACUACCAAGACGCUGACGGCUUCUCCGCCCUGCACCACGCUGCUUUGGGGGGCAGCCUGGAGCUCAUCGCUCUGCUGCUGGAGGCCCAGGCCACCGUUGACAUCAAGGACAGCAAUGGCAUGCGCCCGCUACACUAUGCAGCCUGGCAGGGCCGCCUGGAGCCCGUGAGGCUGCUGCUGCGGGCCUCGGCAGCGGUCAACGCCGCCUCGCUGGACGGGCAGAUCCCCCUGCACCUGGCGGCGCAGUAUGGACACUACGAGGUGUCAGAAAUGCUCCUCCAGCAUCAGUCCAACCCCUGCUUGGUCAACAAGGCCAAGAAGACGCCCCUGGAUCUGGCCUGCGAAUUCGGGCGGCUCAAGGUGGCCCAGCUGCUACUGAAUAGCCACCUGUGUGUGGCACUGCUGGAGGGCGAGGCCAAGGACCCAUGUGACCCCAACUAUACCACGCCCCUGCACCUGGCUGCCAAGAACGGCCACAGAGAGGUUAUCAGGCAACUCUUGAGAGCCGGGAUUGAGAUCAACCGCCAGACCAAGACCGGCACGGCGCUGCACGAGGCCGCCCUGUACGGCAAGACCGAGGUGGUACGGCUGCUCCUGGAGGGAGGUGUGGACGUGAACAUCCGGAACACGUAUAACCAGACGGCGCUGGACAUCGUGAACCAGUUCACCACCUCCCAGGCCAGCCGGGAGAUCAAGCAGCUACUGCGGGAGGCCUCGGGGGUCCUGAAGGUCCGGGCUCUCAAGGAUUUCUGGAACCUCCACGACCCCACUGCCCUCAACAUCCGGGCGGGGGACGUCAUCACGGUGCUUGAGCAGCAUCCUGAUGGCCGCUGGAAGGGCCACAUCCACGAGAGUCAAAGGGGCACGGACCGUGUGGGCUACUUCCCCCCGGGCAUCGUCGAGGUGGUCAGCAAGCGGGUGGGCAUUGCGGUGCCCCGCCUCCCCGCUGUGCCCACCCCGCUGCGCCCAGGCUUCCCCCGGACACCGCAGCCUGCUGACGACCCCCUGCACCCACUCACCUAUGGCCAGCUCCCUCGGGUGGGCCUCAGCCCGGACAGCCCAGACAACCUGAGCUACCGGCCUGUGGCCAGCUACCGCUCUGGGGAGCAGAUCUCCACCCAGGACGUGAGGCCGGAGCAGCUGCUGGAAGGGAAGGACGCCCAAGCCAUUCAUAACUGGCUGAGUGAGUUCCAGCUGGAAGGCUACACGGCCCACUUCCUGCAGGCCGGCUAUGACGUGCCUACCAUCAGCCGCAUGACGCCUGAGGACCUGACGGCCAUCGGGGUGACCAAGCCUGGGCACAGGAAGAAAAUCGCCUCGGAGAUUGCCCAGCUCAGCAUCGCCGAGUGGCUGCCCAACUACGUCCCGGCCGACUUACUGGAGUGGCUGUGUGCGCUGGGGCUGCCCCAGUACCACAAGCAGCUGGUGAGCAGCGGCUACGACUCCAUGGGGCUGGUGGCCGACCUCACCUGGGAGGAGCUGCAGGAGAUCGGCGUCAACAAGCUCGGGCACCAGAAGAAGCUUAUGCUGGGGGUGAAGAGGCUGGCGGAGCUGCGGCGGGGCCUGCUACAGGGGGAGGCCCUAGGCGAAGGUGGGCGCUGGCCGGCCAAAGGUCCGGAGCUGAUGGCCAUCGAGGGGCUGGAGAACGGGGAGGGCCCAGCCGGGACUGGCCCACGCCUCCUCACCUUCCAGGGCAGCGAGCUGAGCCCAGAACUACAGGCAGCCAUGGCAGGGGGUGGCCCUGAGCCACUCCCCCUGCCCCCUGCUCGCUCCCCCAGCCAGGAGAGCAUCGGCGCCCGCUCACGGGGGUCUGGCCACUCACAGGAACACACUGCCCCCCAGCCCUGCGGAGGCGACCCCAGCACCCCCCAGGAAAGGAACCUUCCAGAGGGCACGGAGCGGCCUUCUAAGCUUUGCUCCCCACUUUCUGGCCAAGGAGCCCCCCCUUAUGUUUUCAUGUACCCCCAGGGCUCGCCCUCCAGCCCGGCCCCAGGGCCACCUGCUGGUGCACCCCGGGCCUUCUCCUACUUGGCCAGCGCCCCUGCUGCCCCCCCAGACCCACCUCGGCCCAAGCGCAGGUCCCAUAGCUUAAGCCGCCCCGGCCCUGCAGAGGGUGAGGCUGAGGGGGAGGCCGAAGGGCCGGUGGGCAGUGCCGUGGGCAGUUAUGCCACCCUUACCCGGCGACCAGGACGCAGCGCCCUCGCCCGCACCAGCCCUAGCCCGGCCCCAACGAGAGGGGCUCCUCGGAGCCAGUCCUUUGCUCUCCGGGCCAGGCGCAAAGGCCCCCCGCCCCCGCCUCCCAAGCGCCUCAGCUCCGUCUCUGGCCCCACCCCGGAGCCAACGCCACUUGAUGGAAGCCCAGGCCCCAAGGAGGGGGCCCCAGGGCCCCGAAGACGGACGCUGAGUGAACCAGCUGGUCCCCCAGAGCCUCCCUGCCCGCCUGCCCCACCUGGCCCCGCGUCGGACACAGAAGAGGAACCAGGCCCUGAGGGGACACCCCCGUCUCGGGGCAGCUCGGGAGAGGGCCUGCCGUUCGCGGAGGAGGGCAACCUGACCAUCAAACAGCGGCCGAAGCCAGCCGGGCCCCUGCCCCGGGAGACACCCGUACCCCUCGGCCUCGACUUCAACCUCACAGAGUCGGACACUGUCAAGCGGAGGCCCAAGUGCCGGGAGAGGGAGCCGCUGCAGACGGCCCUGCUGGCCUUCGGGGUGGCCAGUGCCACCCCCAGUCCCUCUGACCCCCUGCCCUCCCAGGCACCGGCGAGGCCCCCUCCCCAGCAUCCUCCGGCCCUUCCCCUAGGCCGAGUCUAUCUGGAAAACCCCACAGGCAGUCGGCGGAAUGGGGAGACUGAGCCCCCAGCUGCGCCCUCUGCUCUCCUGAAGGUGCCCGGAGCAGGAACCGCCCCCAAGCCUGUGUCGGUGGCCUGCACACAGCUGGCUUUUUCUGGUCCUAAGCUGGCUCCCCGGCUCGGCCCCCGCCCGGUACCCCCUCCCAGGCCUGAGAACGCCGGGGCUGCAGGCCCAGGCCAGGCCCAGCAGAGGCUGGAGCAGACCAGCUCGUCCUUGGCGGCAGCACUGAGGGCCGCAGAGAAGAGCAUUGGCGCGGAGGAGCGUGAGGGCCCCCCUGGCACCUCCACCAAACACAUCCUGGACGACAUCAGCACCAUGUUCGACGCCCUGGCUGACCAGCUGGAUGCCAUGCUGGACUGA
Messenger RNA from Oryctolagus cuniculus (rabbit), 3882 nucleotides. The record is from RefSeq and is a predicted model, not a curated record. Lineage: Eukaryota; Metazoa; Chordata; Mammalia; Lagomorpha; Leporidae.